Cricetulus griseus (Chinese hamster) is the source of this 3380-nucleotide messenger RNA. Lineage: Eukaryota; Metazoa; Chordata; Mammalia; Rodentia; Cricetidae. The record is from RefSeq and is a predicted model, not a curated record.
GCUCCGAGUGCGCAGGCGCGUCGCGGCGGUACUCGGCUGGGCUCCGGACGCGCCAGCGGCGGCGAAGGUACCGGGCUGCGGCGCCUCCAGCUCCGCCCGCAGUGGCCAGCGCCAUGGGCUCCUGAGGCCAGCCCAUCCAUCAGUCACUCAAAGAGAUUCUCUCAGGGAGCCUGCUGCUGCUGGGCACCAUGACAAUGAGGGGGGCUGCGCUGGCCCCAGACCCAGCAUCACCCACAACUGCAGCAGCUUCCUCUGGUGUUUCUGCAACCCCUGAGGGCAGUCCUACAGCUAUGGAGCAGCCUGUGUUCCUGAUGACCACCGCUGCCCAAGCCAUCUCCGGCUUCUUUGUGUGGACAGCUCUACUCAUCACCUGCCACCAGAUCUACGCGCACCUGCGCUGCUACCGCUGCCCCAACGAGCAGCGCCACAUCGUGCGCAUCCUGUUCAUCGUGCCCAUCUACGCCUUUGACUCCUGGCUCAGCCUCCUCUUCUUUACCAACGACCAGUACUACGUGUACUUCGGCACCAUCCGCGACUGCUACGAGGCCUUUGUCAUCUAUAACUUCCUGAGCCUGUGCUAUGAGUACCUUGGGGGCGAGAGUGCCAUCAUGUCUGAGAUCAGAGGGAAAGCCAUUGAGUCAAGCUGCAUGUAUGGCACGUGCUGCCUCUGGGGAAGGACCUACUCCAUCGGGUUCCUGCGGUUCUGUAAACAGGCCACCCUACAGUUCUGUGUGGUGAAGCCACUCAUGGCUGUCAGCACCGUUAUUCUCCAGGCCUUCGGCAAGUACCGGGACGGGGACUUUGAUGUCACCAGUGGGUACCUCUAUGUGACUAUCAUCUACAACAUCUCCGUCAGCCUGGCCCUUUACGCCCUCUUCCUCUUCUACUUCGCCACCCGGGAGCUGCUCAGUCCCUACAGCCCUGUCCUCAAGUUCUUCAUGGUCAAGUCCGUCAUCUUUCUCUCCUUCUGGCAAGGUAUGCUACUGGCCAUCUUAGAGAAAUGUGGGGCCAUCCCCAAGAUCAACUCAGCCCGUGUGUCAGUGGGCGAGGGCACUGUGGCUGCUGGCUACCAGGACUUCAUCAUCUGUGUCGAGAUGUUCUUCGCAGCCUUGGCCCUACGGCAUGCCUUCACCUACAAGGUCUACGCUGACAAGAGGCUGGAUGCUCAAGGCCGCUGUGCCCCCAUGAAGAGCAUCUCCAGCAGCCUCAAGGAGACCAUGAGCCCACACGACAUUGUGCAGGACGCCAUCCACAACUUCUCCCCUGCCUACCAGCAGUACACCCAGCAGUCUACUCUGGAGCCUGGGCCUACCUGGCGUGGUGGCACCCAUAGCCUUUCCCGGUCCCACAGCCUUAGCUGUGCCCGGGACAAUGAGAAGACUCUGUUGCUCAGCUCUGAUGAUGAGUUCUGAGUGUGGGCACUGGUGGGGAGGGAGAGGUGCCUCCUCCAGCCUCCAGCCAGGCUGGGGAGCAGCCAGCACAGUGUUGCUGUUGCCCCUUUAUUUAUUGGACCAGAAACACUCACAUAUCACUUCCAGAGGAACAAGCCUCAGGAAUGUGUCUACAUGGCCAACCCUUCACUAUUGGGGCAAGAGCAGAGGACACUGGCCGUAGCUGCCACACCUCUGCUGCCCAGCCUGUACCGGGGACACAUCUGGAACCAGCCAUGACUGGGCCCAGAUGCUUGUGUGUUGGCCAGAAGCUGCAUCCUGAGCCCUCUCCCCAACAAGACAUCUGCCGAGGCUGUCGGGCCCAGCCGACCCCACACCGUGCAAUACCCAGACCUGAUCUGAUCUUCCCACCUGCCUGCCCUUCCUGUUCAUUUUUGUCCAACGUGAGCUUUGCCUCAUUCCUGGCAGGGGGGAUGUGAGUGCUCUGUGGACCCUCCCCUUUUCCCAAUCUAGGCCUGCCUAGCAUGCUGCAAGGGGUCAGGGCCAGACCCCAGGGGCCUCAGGGCCCACCUAGGAAGGGUGCCUCCAUGCCUAUGUGCCCUUGGGUGUUCUCAUCAUGGCCACUUGGCCUGCUUCUUGGCUCUUCUGGUCUGUUGAGGACAGCCGGCAGCCUACACUGCUCUCUCAUUUGGGUCCAGUUCUUGAUAGUUUGGGGCAGAGCCCCCCCUAUAUUUCCUGACUGUGCCAGGGCUUGGGUUCCCCACCACCUCCUCAAUGGAGCAGUCAGACUCCUGCCGGGGCCUGGGAAGUCUGGUUGCCCACAUCUCAACCCACUUCCAGAGGAGGCUGGGGAGAUGGUUAUGCAGCGGGCGUAAGGUAGGGGUGGUCUCAGACCCUUCUGGGUUCCCUGGCCAUGUAGGGCCUGGUGUUCUGCUCCCUCUGCCCCCCUGGCCCAUCUCUUCUGUGCCUUAGUCACAUAUGAAAGCCCCUCCCCAGUCCCCAGUCUGUCCCAGGCACUUCCUUGUUGAGCUGCAGGCACUCAGGACUCUGAGGGUGGGCACGGGGUCAGGUGCCCUUGUCUGGGACCACCUGUUCUCUCUCCUGACUCCUCCUCUCACAUCCAGAGCGGCCUCCAGGGAUGGAGCCUCCAAGGUAGGGUGGCAGAGGACCUGGCGAGUGGAAUCCACACAGCAUUUGGGUUUGGCUUCAGUAGCUUCUUGAGGUGGACAGAGUGGUGUAGAAGAGCCUGGCCUUGUGGCCUUCACUGGAAACUCUCCGCCUGGUCACUUCUGGAACAAACAGGUUCCUUCCCUAGGGUCCGUGGGAAGGGCCCUCAUGGGGCUGUUGCAUCCUAGCAACCUUCUUAGCCUCCUUCCUGAGCAUGUGGGGUGCCAGAGGGCCACACUCAGCUCCACCCAGUAGGCCUAGCCAGCUGGUCCCAAGCUUGCUGAGGAAGGCAAUUGACAGGUGGGAGCUCCUUGGGGCAUGGCCAUGGCUCCCCCCAGGAUUGCUUCCACCAGUCUGUUUCUCAGACUUUCCCCUUCUUUCCAGGCCAAAGUAUGUUGCUGGUUCCUGUCCCCACUGGUCCCUACACCCCCUGGCACUUGCCUGCUGGCAUGGUGGGUGAGGCUGCGGGGGAGCUCAGUGGCAGGAAGCUAGUGGUCCUUGGGAACACGGAACAGGAACCUGUACCCAACUCCCCCAUUCUUUCUUUCUAGGAUGCAUAACCUAUCUUGUCUCAUUUAUUUUUUAUUUUUUUCCAGAUAGAGUAGCUCUUUGUACAUAAAAGAAAAUACUUGAAAAUUAAUUGUAUGAUGUAUGAGAAGACAGAGCCCCCUAGUUUUGUAUCUCGUUGUGUGACUGCCAUGCGUUCCACCAGAAAGCCGUUCUAUUUUGGUCUCUGUGAUAUUUUAAAUGCGUGACAGAAGCAAGCAAAUAAAGUCAGGAAGAAGUAUAUAUAUGAGAUAAUAUAGAUUGUAUCAAAAUCUC